This is a messenger RNA of Lachancea mirantina, 1488 nucleotides long. The record is from the annotation of a GenBank genome assembly. NCBI's taxonomy places the organism in Eukaryota, Fungi, Ascomycota, Saccharomycetes, Saccharomycetales, Saccharomycetaceae.
AUGACAAGCACUGAACUCAACCCACUCGCAAGAACACUCACGGACGUGCUGGACGAAGAGCUGUACCACCAUCGCUUUGCUGCGGAUAAUGGAGGAGUCGAAACAGCUGUUAGUAAUAGUACUCCCAAGACGUGGAAGAACCGGUCCCUAGAAGAUCUGCUGAUGCUUCCGGAACAGUCGUUUAACGGCAUGACGUUGACAGAGGCAAACGACGCCGGAUCGCAGCAAAUAUUCAGCAAAUACGCAGAUCCCUCGCUGACAACUAUGUCGCUCGAAAAACCCGUUUUGGCCACGAAUGGUGGUGCCGCACAUGCUGGAGGCGUAACUCCACAGCAGGCGACCGUUUCUUUAAAUGCGGUCAUGAGCGUUAACCCGUUUUUGACCAGACUACCCAGUCACCCGCAGGACGUGAGGAUUUCGGCCCCUUCACUUUUCCAAGGUGACGAUAUGUUGGACUUAGAAGACGCUUUCUCUCCAGAAUACUACUAUGAUGAUAGUCAAAAAGUGUUCAGCUGGCCCCUACAAGAAUCCACUACGACUUCUCAGGACGCUAUGUCGAUAUUCGAUCGCGAGUUUACCGACGAUCUAAGUGACGAUGAGGAUGACGACGAUGAAGACGGUGACGAAGACGUGGAAGGCUCCCAGUUCAUGAAUGAAUGGCGUCAAGUGACUCCGAUCGAGAGGUCAUCGUCCGAGACUCCUCUGGCAUAUCCUGCAGUGAAAGACGAAGAAUCUCAUAUAUUUGGCGAAAGAAGGCCACCUUCCAGCUUUGUCGACGAUGACAGGCAUGACGUAGCUUUACUUGAUGACGAUGACGACGACGACAGUGAUAGCCAUUCGAGCGAAGAAGAUGAAGACGAAGAGAGUUUUGACGAGGAUAUGAUAUAUCAGGGUAAGCUGCGUAAAUCCAGCGUCAUUGACUCAAGCGACUUCACAGCUCCCUCAAGCACCCGUGUUACCCGGGAAUCGACGCCCGAUGGCGCUGGUAUUUUAUCCAGCCAUCGUGGGCUUGAAGCCAAAAUGGAUCAUACUUCAUCCCCGUCGGUGGCAUCUAUCGCAAGAAGAAGAAAACACUCCAGUAGGCGAAAGUCUUCAUGCUCAGUUGUUCCUGCUCCCAGCAUAAAGAAGAAACUUACUUCAUUAGUUGCAAGCUCGCCAGGAGGAGCUGCUUUGGCGUCAACUCCGGGUCACGGUCAAGAUGUGCAUACAUGUCAGUUGAUAAAUCCCUUGACAAAUCAGCCUUGUCUCAAAAAAUUUUCCAGACCUUACGAUCUUAUAAGGCAUCAGAAAACGAUACAUGCUAGCAAGAAGAAGGUUUUCCGUUGUUUGAUCUGCAUACAAGAACAAGGAGAGGAAGGUUAUCAAAAGACUUUUUCUCGCGGUGAUGCACUGAGCAGACAUGUCAAAGUCAAGCAUGAACUUACAGGCGCUGAGGCUCAAAAGGCUAUACAGUUCGCCAAAGAACAUGUGGAGUUUGCUGCUUCUUGA